AUGGACUUUGCGCAUAGCUUUGCUACAUUGCUGGACGAAGAACCUUCUUGUCAUAGAGCUGCUAGGUUGCAGAAUCUAAGCAGACUCUAUUGGAACGCUCUCGAUUCAAGCGAUGUCUCUCGGCCGACAGCAAAGUCUUUAGAUGCUUUCGUGAAGCUCCUCUUGGAUCCACGGGAUUUUGACCUCAUCAAGCUUGUGAUACCUGAGCUCCGUGAACACGGCCAACCAAUGAAAGGCAACUCCCCUAAGAUAGAGAUUCUCAAACGAGUGGACCAUAGACGUCUUGCCGGCGUCGAACAAGAGCUGAGGCGACUAGGGUUCGACGAUCAUCCCCUUUACCGCGAUGAGAAGGAAGUCUUUGCGGAAUCCGAGAUGUACCGCGUCAGCCUCUUGUUACAUGGGCGAGCCAACUUGUCGACGGAGGAAAAAGAGGCGCUGGAAGUAUGGUGGAACGUGCGUCCUCAAACAUCCUGGAGCCAGCUAAGUAAUACACGACUGUCAGCUCGUGUCUCGACACAAGGAAGCGCCGGAGAUGCAGGAACGGCCACAGCCAACGAGUGA
This is a messenger RNA of Bacidia gigantensis, 561 nucleotides long. RefSeq lists its product as uncharacterized. The coding region runs from base 1 to 561 and encodes 186 amino acids. Lineage: Eukaryota; Fungi; Ascomycota; Lecanoromycetes; Lecanorales; Ramalinaceae. The record is from RefSeq and is a predicted model, not a curated record. The transcript has a single exon.